AUGGCUCCUUACGGGCAGGAUGAGUUAGAGCUACUGGAGGCAUCUGUCCUAGACUCACUCGAGCACUUCUACAUGAAAAACGUGGCCAAGGAACUCAUGCAGGCAUUUAUAGAGAGGUGGCAGCCGGAAACAAAAAGUUUCCACAUGACUUGGGGUGAGAUGACGAUCACCCUGCAUGAUGUCGCAUUUAUAUUGGAGUUGUGUGUCGACGGUUUAGCAGUGGUGUACGGUGAUUCUGUUGAGGAGAGGCCUAUGUGUGAGUUGUUGCUAGCAAAGGUUUUUGAUUUGGACCUGGUCGAGGCGCAUGCCAAGCUCGACAAUAGUCGGAUAAAAUGGUCGGAGUUUGUUCAGUGUGUGCGCAGUCGGUCCCGGUCUUGUCGGCAGAAGUUGGUAGGAUUUUUGACGUUUUUGAUCGCUGUCUUGGCUCAUUUAUACCGGCAGUUGGGCUCGGCUAGUAGGGCCCACGUGAAAGGGUUACAGGGUUACACGUUACCGCUCCAGUGUUGGAUUUAUGAGUACUUCCGCCCUUUGCGAGCACCUAUUAAUCCGGAUUAUAGGGAAAUGCAGCCUCAUUUCCUGAAAUGGAAACCACGCAAGGGUAUUUCGGACUCGUUCUCGGUCCGAAGGAUGCUUGAUGGUACGCAUGCCGAUCAAUUUAUGGAGAUUAUCGAGCCAUAUAUGCCGGAUCGCGUUCUACGGCAGUUCAGGUUUAGACAGACCAUACCACAGUGCUACAUUCACUCUAGAGAGCCAUGCCUACGUGGUCCGCUUGGAGGCCAGAAAUACCAGGUACCGUACGAUCCUCCAGGCGAGGAGUGGAUGGAUUUGACUAGCAGCUCGAUUACAUUGGAGGGUAGGACAUAA
Erythranthe guttata (spotted monkey flower) is the source of this 864-nucleotide messenger RNA. The record is from RefSeq and is a predicted model, not a curated record. Lineage: Eukaryota; Viridiplantae; Streptophyta; Magnoliopsida; Lamiales; Phrymaceae.